CACUGGCCCCGCCCAGAAGGCUUCCCUAGAGAGGCCCCAGACUCCCCCGGCGCAGUGAGGGUGAGGCAGCCCUGAUUGCCAGAGCAGGGUGCAGUUGGGCAGGCCAUUGGGACUGUGACUGUGGCCAUGUCCGCGGCGGCUGUGAAAGGUCCAGUUGGGCCGGAGGCGAGGACGACUGGGUGCCGGCGCGGUACGGGCGACACGCGCGUCUCUGCGGGGCUGCGCGGGGUCCGCGGAGCGGCUGGGGGCGCGCGGCGCGGGCGCGGCGCUGGGCGCGGGGGGCGCUCCCGGCCGGGAUGAGCUCACCGCAGUCGCGCCGGGGCUGAGCGCCAAGCCGGGCGGCGGCUCCUAGGCGGCUCGGCGGCGGAGCCGGACCGCUGGCCACCACCAUGCUGGGCCUGGACGCGUGCGAGCUGGGGGCGCAGCUGUUGGAACUGCUCCGGCUGGCGCUGUGCGCCCGAGUCCUUCUGACAGACAAAGAAGGGGGGCAGCUGCCACCAGAUGAGGUGCUGGACGAGGCUGUGCCAGGGUACCGGGCCCCAGGGAGGAAGAGCCUCCUAGAGAUCCAGCAGCUGGACCCAGAGGAUGAGAGCCUGGCCAAGUACAAGCGGGUGCUUCUGGGGUCCCUGCCGCUAGCUGUGGACCCGAGCCUGCCCAACGUACAGGUGACCAGGCUGACGCUGAUGUCUGAGCAGGCUCCGGGGCCCAUGACCAUGGACCUCACAGGGGAGCUGGCUGCACUGAAGAACCAGGUGUUCGUCCUGAAGGAGGGCGUUGAUUACAAAGUGAAGAUUACUUUUAAGGUCAAUAAGGAAAUCGUCAGUGGCCUCAAGUGUCUGCAUCACACCUACCGCAGGGGCCUGAGAGUGGACAAGGCCGUGUACAUGGUGGGCAGUUACGGCCCAAGCACUCAGGAGUACGAGUUUGUAACUCCGGUGGAAGAGGCGCCUCGGGGCGCACUGGUGAGGGGCGCCUAUGUGGUCACAUCCUUCUUCACUGACGACGACAGGGCAGACCACCUUUCCUGGGAGUGGGGCCUCCGCAUCUGCCAGGACUGGAAGAGCUGAGCGCCCGCCCACCCUCCCUGCCCUGCCCUGCCCUGGGAGCUGUCUUCCCACCUGGGGUCCUGGUUUCCUCUGCCUCUGUCAGUCACUGCACAGGGACCCCCGAGCAUUCCCCAGCCCCUCUGUCAGUGACUAGACCCCUCAUGACCUCUGCCCCGCCUCAGGACACCCCCUUCCUGGGCCUGGCACUGUGCCCUGAAUAGCCCCA
Messenger RNA from Phyllostomus hastatus (greater spear-nosed bat), 1272 nucleotides. RefSeq names its product Rho GDP dissociation inhibitor gamma (gene ARHGDIG). Gene Ontology annotation, cellular component: cytosol; membrane; cytoplasm. Gene Ontology annotation, biological process: Rho protein signal transduction. The coding region runs from base 390 to 1067 and encodes 225 amino acids. The transcript has 6 exons. Gene Ontology annotation, molecular function: protein binding; Rho GDP-dissociation inhibitor activity. The record is from RefSeq and is a predicted model, not a curated record. NCBI's taxonomy places the organism in Eukaryota, Metazoa, Chordata, Mammalia, Chiroptera, Phyllostomidae.